Messenger RNA from Petromyzon marinus (sea lamprey), 3761 nucleotides. RefSeq lists its product as uncharacterized. Gene Ontology annotation, molecular function: DNA-binding transcription factor activity, RNA polymerase II-specific; RNA polymerase II cis-regulatory region sequence-specific DNA binding. Lineage: Eukaryota; Metazoa; Chordata; Hyperoartia; Petromyzontiformes; Petromyzontidae. The record is from RefSeq and is a predicted model, not a curated record. Gene Ontology annotation, cellular component: transcription regulator complex; PcG protein complex; chromatin. Gene Ontology annotation, biological process: regulation of transcription by RNA polymerase II.
UAAAAGAUCGACCUCUGCGGAGGAGGCCCGUGAAGGAUGCUGCAGGGUAGUUGGAGGCAUUCAUCCUACAACAACGAGGUCAGAGGAGUGACACAUCAAUGGGUGGAGCGCUGGGUGGCUAAAAUGCAGCAAGUUGGCACAGUGGCUGCCAGUUCCUCUGCCACUUUGCUGGACAGAAUUGGUCAUAUGGAGCGAAAACAAUCAGCGGGAGAGAAACCAUUCAAGUGUACUUUGUGUGGGAAGGCAUUUUCACGGUCAUCAAAUCUUCAGGGCCACCAGAGAACACACACGGGUGAGAAACCCUUCAAGUGCACUGUGUGUGGGAAGGCGUUUCCACAUUCAUCGCAUCUUAAAAUACACCAGAGAAGUCACACAGGAGAGACACCCUUCAAGUGCACUGUUUGUGUGAAGGCGUUUGCAGAGUCAUCAUCUCUUAAAAGACACCAGAGAAUACACACAGGAGAAACACCCUUCAAGUGCAUUGUGUGUGGGAAAGCCUUUGCACUGUCAUCAGGGCUUAAAAGACACCAGAGAAUACACACAGGAGAAACACCCUUCAAGUGUACUUUGUGUGGUAAGGCAUUUGCACAUUCAUCAAGUCUUCAGGGCCACCAGAGAACACACACGGGAGAGAAACCCUUCAAGUGCACUGUGUGUGGGAAGGCGUUUCCACAUUCAUCGCAUCUUAAAAUACACCAGAGAAGUCACACAGGAGAGACACCCUUCAAGUGCACUGUUUGUGGGAAGGCCUUUGCAAAGUCAUCCCAUCUUAAAGCACACCAGAGAAUACACACAGGAGAAACACCCUUCAAGUGCAUUGUGUGUGGCACGGCCUUUGCACAGUCAUCAUAUCUUAACAUACACCAGAGAAUACACACAGGAGAAAAACCCUUCAAGUGUACUGUGUGUGGGAAGGCAUUUGUACGGUCAUCAAAGCUUCAGAGCCACCAGAGAACACACACGGGAGAGAAACCCUUCAAGUGCACUGUGUGUGGGAAGGCAUUUGCAGAGUCAUCAUAUCUUAAAAUACACCAGAAAAGUCACACAGAAGAGAUACCCUUCAAGUGCACUGUUUGUGGGAAGGCCUUUGCAAAGUCAUCCCAACUUAAAACACACAGGAGAAGUCACACAGGAGAGACACCCUUUAAGUGCACUGUUUGUGGGAAGGCCUUUGCAAAGUCAUCCCAUCUUAAAACACACAAGAGAAUACACACAGGAGAGACACCCUUCAAGUGCACUGUGUGUGGGAAGGAAUUUUCACUGUCAACACAUCUUAAAAAACAUCAGCGAACACACGUAGGAGAAAAACCCUUAAAGUGCACUGUGAAUGGUGGGAAGGGUUUUCGACAGUUAGGGGAUCGAAACAAGCAUCAAACCAUUCAUCAGGAAAUUGAUCUGAAAUCGGCUUGUGAAAGUCAAAGUGCUGCAAUUAGUCCAUCCCUCAUGAAACAAGAACCAGAAAAACAUUUGAGUUAUGAAACGUGGCCAGGAGUGAAGGCGAAAUGUCAAGAAGUGAAAAUGAAAUUUGAAUCAGUGAAGGUGAAAAGUGAAGUGACGGUAAAGUCUGAAGAAGUGAUAGUGAAAUGUGAGGAUGAAGAUUCAACUCCAAAAUCCGACCUUCACAUUGAUCGAGGCAGCGUUAAGCUGGAGGAGACUGUGGACUCUGAGGCAGAGCAAGGCAACUCCCAGCAAUUUGUGGAUGUGGAGGUGUGGGUGGAUUUUUUAGGCAAUACUGAGUCAAAUGGAGACCAAGUAGAUGUGCAUCAUUGAGCUUCAAUCCAUUCACAGGCCUUUCCCAUAAUAGAGGUUUUUUGGGUUAGAUCGCGUAAAUAUGUAAAUGUGUCGUUAAAACCCGCCACCACCCGACAGCCAACUAGUAAGGGUUGUCACGUAAACGGAACAUGCCAAUUCAUCACUAGUACAGCACACCGGUGUGUUGGAGAGCCAAGCCACAACAUUUGCAAUCUGAGUGACGUUUCGCCAGUCAUUACAACUAGCUUCAUCAGGCGACAGCCAGAUUCGUGCCUUUAUAAUUGCAAGCGUUUAACCUCCAAGUGCUCAAUAGAAAUAGCCUGAAGCUGGAGGAGGCUGCAGACUGAGAGUGAAAUGAAACCCAGCAGUUUGUGGAGGUGGACUUUUUUGAGGAUGCAGAGUAGGAGCGGCCAGCAUGUGUGGACUUGGAGGUUGGGUAGAUCUGUAAGCAUUAGCGGGAGACAAAAAAGCUCCACAGCAUUCAACGUGUUUAAAAUAAUAUUGAUAUUAAUAAUUGGCGCUUGCAUUAAUGUGUUAUUUCUUUCUCACUAUAUGUAGCCAAUCUUGCUUUUCAAAGGUGAAAUUCUUCAGCAACUACAAGCGGCUUGUAUCAUAUUUCAUCUCAAUAGUUCGAUGGCUAGCCCAAGUGGCAGCUGUCCCUUUUGUGGUAGAAGGUGACUCAGUACCAACCUGCACGUGGACAUGAGCUUGCCAGUUGGGUGGAGCGAUGAUUAAUGUGUAACCCCAGUCGGGUCGUUUGUGGCUAAUCUUUCUAAUCUGGCAAAUUUUGACCCUGACACCAUGAAUGUUGAACAUCCACUGUUAAGCAGAUUUUUGGUCAAUAUUGCAGUAAUCAUGAGGGUUGCCGGACAGAUGUGAACUUUGAACCUCUUUUAACAAAUAUCAACCGUGCUAUCACUCGCAUUCUAAGAAUGCAUGCAUGUGUAGGCAUCCAUUCAAAGAUCAGUGUACUGUUGUUUUCCAAAAUUGAUAUUAAUAAUGAUUUUGCCAAUAUUUUUUUUAAUCACUCACGGGACCGCAGGGAGCACAAACAAAUGGAACCCCCCCCCCCCCUUCCACCACCGGAAAGGGUCAGCCAUAAAGUCAAAUUAAAAAAACACGGAUACACAUCCAACCUUCCCCCCCCACAACACUGAGCGAGAUGAAAGGAAUUCUGGUCCUUUGUGAGAGAGCAGACGGAGUAAGCAUCUUUUUUUUCCUCUCGCAAGAGCCGCGUAUAGGGGAGAUUUUUCGGAUUAUAACAGCAACACAACACACAAUUCAGCUCGACAAUUCAGCGACAUCCCAGAUACCAGCGGAAGUAGACAGCGACCAUCCGCUCGACAAGAAGACAGUAGCUCGGUAAAGGACAGCAAGCCAGCUUCGGGGAAUGGCCUCGAGACAUUAGCAAUGGGUGCUGUGUCUCGCAGAGAAGAGGGGCGAGGUGAUGUUAGGUGCUGAGCUCGACAAUUCAGCUCGGCGAGCGACAGAAGAGGGCAGCGAACGGCAAGCUCCGGGGUGAGACUCUGCAAUCAAUCAGGGAUGGGGAGACUUUCCGAGUGGUGAUGUGUCACCGAACACGAGUUUAGAGCUGACGGAAGAAGUAUUGCUCAAGUCAUUCUAUCCUGAGUGCCAGCUCCCACCAGCAGCUCCACCGAGCAAGGGUGUCCGCCACCAGCGAACGAACUGCACGCGCAAUCGGGCAUCGACAAAGAGCUCAAGUCAUUCUAUCCUGAGUGCCAGCUCCCACCAGCAGCUCCACCGAGCAAGGGUGUCCGCCACCAGCGAACGAACUGCACGCGCAAUCGGGCAUCGACAAAGAGCACGGGGCAGGAGGGAGCACGUGCAACGCAGCUCCUCUAGCAGUGGAAGGAGUCUGCUGCUGUCAGCGGACCAGCAGCGAGCGCGAUCGAGCAUCUUCAAGGAGGGAGCGCGUGCGGCGCAUCUCCUACAGCAGUGGAAAGAGCCUGUAUCUGCCAGCGGACGGACAGCUAAGCCGACGCCCCGAG